Molecule: messenger RNA, 1527 nt
Organism: Macrosiphum euphorbiae (potato aphid)
Lineage: Eukaryota; Metazoa; Arthropoda; Insecta; Hemiptera; Aphididae
Source: the annotation of a GenBank genome assembly
AUGGAAACAGAUAAAUAUAUUACGAUUGUUCCUGUUGAGUAUCCUCGAAACAGGCAACAGUUCAUACGGCCUCCCGAUGAAUACAGUGACUUUCCUCAAAACCGGAAUUGGCCCCAUACGAGAGCAGUAAGAACCGAAUCAAGUACUAUGCGGAGAAAAGAACUGAAACGAUCAUUGGAACACAAAAGAUCUCACAAUCAUUCUCGGAAUGACCCUAUACAGUCAUGUUCCAAGCCAAUAAUAAGUGCUCCACUAGCAUUCCAAACCGCUCCAAAACCUAUAAAGAAACCACUUAGUGUAUAUAUUUACACAAUGGCUGAUAUAGUCUUGCAUAUGGAUAUAGAAGAUGCAAACACAACUACAGUAUCAGAUCUUGUUGAUAUUAUAAUAAUGCAAAAAAAUUUGGGAUUAUCAAGAAUUGCUAAGAAUAUUUUUACAAUUUGGAUGAAAUCAAACGUUUUAGAAAUCCAGUUAAAACCGCAUCACAAAUUAUUGACAGUUUUUCAAAAAUGGCCCACACUUGAAGAAAAAUACUGCACUCAAACCAAAAAGGUUAUUUUCAAAGAACCCAUUUUGAGUUUUCAAAGAAAUGUUUUUUUCCCCAGAAAAGAUGAAGAAAAAAUUAAGGACCAAAAAAUUAUUGAGCUAUUGUAUGCUGAAGCUAAAUAUAAUGUAUUACAAGGUCGGUAUCCUGUUGAAGUGAACCACUGUUUGAUGUUAGCUAGUUUGCAGUGCCGAAUAGAAUUAGGUCCAAACAAUUUACAACAGUACACCUCAAGUUUUUUUAGAGAUAACCGGGAAAGAUUUUUACCAUCCCAUCUAUACAAAAGCUGGUCAUCAUGGUUAAAUCUUGAUAGAAAAAGUACACCUCAUUCUCGGCUAGCAGACCAUUUAAAACAUAUACAAAUAACUGGAUCUGAUCGUAGACUUUACCACAAAUAUUUAGAGUGCUGUUACAUGCUACCAUUUUAUGGGUGUGCGUUUUUCCAUGGUCAAAUUGAACAACCUGUUCGAGGUUUGAUGUCUUUAAUUAACCAUAAAGAUGUUCCUAUUUACAUUGCAGUCAACACCGAAGGAGUUUAUAUCUUGGACUGUGUGGAAAAUAGUUUAUUGUUGGGUCUUAAGUAUCAAGAUUUUUCAUGGGAAUUCGCUAAGCCAUCUCAAGAAGAUAAUGAUCAUUGUUUACCAUGUAUAUUUCUACAGUUUUUAGUAUUAGAAAACGGAACAAGAGUUUCAAAAAUUUUACAAGUAUUUUCUAAACAAGCUGUCAUGAUAGAUGCACUAAUUGCCUGUUUCGUUGAAGAUUUUAGACACAAAUUAGCUAUGAAUGAAUAUGACGAUGUAGAUAGAACUGGUGGCUUUGAACAUAUUUCUGUUGGCGAUGGAUCUCAAGUACCUUUGGCACAUUUGUUCCGCAGCGAACCACAAUCGCGAUUGUGCAAUAAACUAAAUAAGUUGACACUGGCUACAUUUGAUGAAGAUGGUCAUUGUAUCGGACAAAUGGGAUCAUGGUCAUUCAGCUACUAA